AUGAAACACAUCAGCUCAGUUCUGCUGGUGGCGGCCGCCAUGCUCGGCUCCGCCCGCGGAAUGGAGAACGGGGCAGCAAGUCCACAGACUCCAGAGGGUUCAGCAAAGACUGCCAACUGCCUUGCCGAGUUCAACGCUGCUCGAGAGCGAGCAGACCUCGACCCCUUCACUACAGAGACGGAUACACAGAAGAAAAUGCCAAUAAGCGACAAAGAGUACAUCAAGGCUAUCUGUGAAGCGAUAAAAAAGGAAAGUUACCCGUAUUUCGCCAGCUGUUUCCUUCUGUUGUUUGUGUCUAUCGGGGAAACCGUGAAGACCGCGAAAGUGAGUUACCAGCGCACCGGCACCUACGCCUACGCGCCUCAUUCGGAUCCUCUCGAUGGUUGCUCUGCAGCUGUUACCUAUUGGAAAGGUGCCCACGUCAACUUUGGAGAGCUCCCACCUGUGUACGAAGGAGAAAAAGGGGUGUAUAAAGAAAGCCGCAACCGUUCGCUUGUGGCCCUGUACAACCCUAAGAAAGAUGCCACAAUUGACUGCGCGUACAUCACUUGCCCCAUCACCUCCACGACCACCACAACCGCCUCUACCAGCGAAACGACUACAGAAGAAUCUACAACUGUGAGUGGGGGUCCUGCGGGUCUCUCUGUAACUCAUGAAGCAGAUGCUGCGCCAUCGGCGAGCGUGGAAGGCCAGGGAAACGAUGCAGCAAGUGCACCCUUCGCCUACCCUGCUUCCUACGGAGAAGGAAGCCAAAGCCACCAGCACGGCGGACCUUCUGUUCGGCGCCUCGCCGAUGCUGCAGAGACGGUUACCAGCCUCGUUUGCCUCACCAAUCCUGCAGCACUUGUAGAUAAAGAGAAGCCCUUCUCCGAGGAUGUCUGGGAGGAGAUAAAGGACGCAAUAGAGAACUCCGCUUCUGCAUCUACGCCCCAUCACCUCCACGACCACCACAACCGCCUCUACCAGCGAAACGACUACAGAAGAAUCUACAACUGCGGGUCCUGCGGCUCCUUCCCUCCACGACCACCACAACCGCCUCUACCAGCGAAACGACUACAGAAGAAUCUACAACUGUGA
Molecule: messenger RNA, 1077 nt
Organism: Eimeria mitis
Lineage: Eukaryota; Apicomplexa; Conoidasida; Eucoccidiorida; Eimeriidae
Product: SAG family member
Exons: 6
Coding region: 1-1077 (358 amino acids)
Source: RefSeq, a predicted model, not a curated record